UUUUCUCUCUUCUUUUUUAGUGACGUGGUAUUUUCGAUUUGUGUUGGGUGCUACAGUAAGUAUCUUCAUAUGUGGUCGUUGCGAUGCGGCUUGCGACAGUCGCUCGGUCGCGUCAUGACACGUGCCAUGUCAGCGUCUGUUCCUCAAAUUGCACCUGCGCCGAUUAUGAGUGCGAAUCACGUGAAGCGACUGAACCGCAAGAAGCUCGCCUCUGCUUUAGACCCUGCCGCUAAGACGUGGUUUGUGGAUGCGUAUUGCACGGCCGAGGCGUAUGAUUUGAAUGGAUUACACCGACUAAUUCGUCGUGAGGGCCUGUACGACAGCUUCGAGAUGUUCGAAGAUGGCUGUGACGCUUUGAGAAUAACGCCGAGGUACUUGGUUGACGACGAACGACGAGAAAUAUUUUUCCUGUGCGGAGGUUCAGUCGUGUUCUGGAAUGUAACUGAGCUCGAACGCUUAACUAUUUUACGGAAACUGCGGGAUUUCGAGAAGGGGAGAUACCCGGAAAAUUUUGUGUUCGACGAAGCCGAGAAGAUGUCGUACUCCCAUUCCGAAGUAGCGAAGGCGUUUUUGCAGAAGAAUCAGAUCAUUCUCGCGAAUGAAUCGAGUCCGAAACAUUUGGACAAGUACACAUUUUCGCACGCUUUGGCGUUGUCUGUGAAGCUCGGCAUUUUGGAGGCCACAUUGGACGAAUUUGUCGAAAAAAUCGAACACGUGCAUGAGGAUUUACGGAAGGAGGGACUCAUCAGAUUGUCUCGAACUGAAGUCCUGAAGAAGCUGGGAGCAUUAUUCGCUUUGCGUCACUCCGUGAACCUCAGUUCGGAAUUCCUCGACGAAACCCCUGAUUUUUACUGGGAUCGAGAAAAUCUGGAACCGCUGUAUCAGCACAUGAAGGAUUAUCUCAAUAUCGGUAAACGGGCCAAGGUGAUGAACGAGAAACUUAGUCUGUGCUGUGAUUUGAUGGACAUCCUCGUGACGCACUUGAACGACACUCAUCACGUUCGACUGGAGUGGAUGAUCAUCAUUUUGAUCGUCAUUGAAGUUGUGUGCGAAUUCAUUCACCUCAUGCCGUGAUUAAUUCAUUCACGCGCCAUUGUUUUGCUAUUCGCCUUUUUGGCCAAGUGUGGCAAGGAAAAAAAAUUGAAAGUUUUUUGUUCGAUUGGAAGAAGGAGGGCUCAAUUUUACGAGUGGACGAUGUGUUGUACGCAGGCUCAACAUGAAUGACGAUUUCGACAGUGAUACCGGUGACGAUGAUCUUUUUAGUGAUGACAUUAAUCACGAUGUGCCGUUUCAUCACGCUGGGACCCUUAUGGAACUCAACGACAAUAAAGCUGGAAUGGCAGACCUGGAUAAGGAGAAGAUUAGCCGGAUAAUAGAAGAAGCGUCAAAGGGCUCCAAGUUCUACGAUCACAAGAAAAAACAACAAGAAAGAAUCGAUGCCAAGAUCGCGGAUCUUCUUCGAAAAAAGAAAGCCAUUACUGAAGAACAAUUGAAGAAUGCGUCAGCCAAAGUUGGUCAAAUUGUUCGAAAUCUGGAGAAAUCCCGGGACUUGUCGAGAACUUUCGUUCACGUCGACAUGGACGCGUUUUACGCGGCUGUUGAAAUGCGUGACGAUCCUUCUUUAAGAGAUAAACCCAUGGCAGUUGGUGGACCCGGAAUGUUGGCGACGUCGAAUUACCUCGCUCGUCGUUUCGGAGUCCGAGCUGCAAUGCCAGGUUUCAUCGGACAGAAGCUCUGUCCGGAUCUCAUCAUCGUGCCGCCCAACUUCGAAAAGUAUCGUGCCGUGAACGCCAUCUUCAGCGAAGUGUUUGCCAAAUACGAUCCCAACUACUCUGCCAUGUCUCUGGAUGAAGCGUAUCUGGACAUCACGGAGUUUCUUCGAUUGGAUCAGAAUGUCCGGAAGCCGUCGGAUUUAUCGCACGCUGAGGAAGUGGUGUCGGACCUGAGAGAAGAGAUUUUUCUCGCCACGCAGCUGACUGCGAGUGCAGGCAUCGCACCGAACACACUGUUGGCGAAAGUGUGUUCUGAUAUCAACAAGCCGAAUGGGCAGUUUUACUUGAGACCCGAGAGGCCAGUGGUGGCGGAGUUUGUCGAGAAGCUUUCUGUGAGGAAGGCUUGUGGGAUUGGCAAGGUGACGGAACAAAUGCUGAACGCGUUGGGCAUUACGACAUGCGCUGAGAUGUUUGAGCAGCGCGCCCUUUUAUCGUUACUCUUUUCUGAAAUCUCGGCUUUGUCAUUUUUGAGAGUAUCCAUGGGUCUGGGUUCCACUUUCAUGGGCGACUCGGACGCCCCGGCCAAGAGUGUCAGCAAUGAAAGGACUUUCAAGGCGACGAGUGAUGCUGACUUUUUGCGGGACCAGUGCCGACGUUUGUGUGAGGAACUCAGUGAGGAUCUGGUGCGGAAGCAGCUGCAGGCGAAAUCCGUAACGAUAAAGCUGAAGACGGAUACGUUUGAUGUGAAAACGCGAGUUCGGAACUUGCCGGAAGCGACUUGGAAUGCGGAUGUUCUGUGUCGACACGUGGUGCCCAUGUUGGAGAGUGAGAUGGCGCCGAAACGCGCUUUCCGGUUAAUGGGAGUGAGAGCUUCGAAUCUGUGCGAGAAGUCCGCGAAUCAACAGUCGACGUUGGAUGCGAUUCUGAAACAGCCGUCGGGGACGGAGAGAUUAUGCCCUGUGUGUUCAACGUCGCUAGCUAAACUCUCCCUGGCACUCGUGAACGCGCAUCUAGACCGGUGUUUGAGUGGAAGUCAACAAGACGACGUGCAGUGCCCGAUAUGUUCCGGUUUUUUCCGGCGUCCCGAGAUCGAGCAUCACGCCGCCACUUGCGAGGGCGCCGCGACGUCCACCACGCCGUCGGUUAAAUCUGCGCCGAUACGAAAGCGAGGCGCCGCGCGGGAAGACGGCUUUGUGCCUAGGGAUGAGUGUCAGAGGAAACCCAAGAAACAAUUGACCCUCAGCGCGUUUUUCGAUCAGCGGAAGUCUGAGUCUUGAAAAAAACAACGUGGAUUCCAAUAUUGUACUGGGUAUGGAAAAAAACAUUCUUGUCUUGGUAUCCGUUACGUGCGAAUGCGAACCGCGAAAAGGUACUGUGCUGAAUGAUGAUGAUUCUUUUUCGCUGUAACGGGAAUGAGAUUCUUUUCGCGAUCAAUAACUUAGCGUGGAAGCCUUUUUUUGUCUGUGAAGCAUGAAAAUGUCCGCUGUAUUCCAAAACCGUGGGAAAGGAGGUGUGAAACAUGUGAUGAAUUUGUGAUCUCAAGUUUCAUUCUUGCGUUUUUUUUCAUGCAUAUUUUCCAGUGCGAUUUAUGAAAAAAUGUUUUGUAGGAGGUUGUAGUAAACUUGUAUUUUAACCGAUA
Molecule: messenger RNA, 3351 nt
Organism: Notodromas monacha
Lineage: Eukaryota; Metazoa; Arthropoda; Ostracoda; Podocopida; Cyprididae
Source: the annotation of a GenBank genome assembly